AUGGGGGCACACAGAAAACCCCAGAAAAGUUUGAUGGAGCUAAUGGAAGGUCAACAGGGAAAGGCUGCACCUGCCCAGACAAUACCAUCCCUGGUUUCAUCUCUUCCAGCCAGGUCUCAUCCUACAGUUCCUCGACACCCUCCCCAAUCACCUCCGCAACCAGUGCCAAUUAAUGCUGCCGAGCAAGAAAAGCACAAAGAACGGAAGAGUAAGGAGGCGGCAGAUGCAAGUAGAUCUCGCCCCACUCAAGAGGAGGGUGCCCAACGAGCUGUAAAGCAGCAGAAAACUAGGCACCCCGCUACACGGGGUCAAGAGAAACCUGAUUCCCCACAUCCCGACUCACCGGCGUGGCUGCCAGCUCCUAUGCUCGAACAAGCCGAGCAGAAGGGCUACGAACUUGGAAUAGCUGAAACUGAGAAAGCCCUAAGAGCCGAAGUUCCAGAAGUGUGCCGCAUCUUCUGCGCGAGAACCUGGAAUGAGGCUCUUAACCGCGCUGGGGUUGAAGCCUCAUCUGAACUACGCAAGCCAGACAACGUGUAUUAUCCCGAAGCGAUACGCUCCUCGGCUCCUCAGUCAUACCAGGCUGAUACCCCUUCCCCAGCUAUUAAUCCCCCUAACGAGGAGGUUCCGUCUCGCAAUUCUCCCAAUAAACCCAUUACUGCUUCCAAAUCAGAGACAACCUCACACGAUUUUCAACAAGAAUUGGACUCCACCGUCCAAUCAACUGGGGGCAUUACCAAUUAG
This is a messenger RNA of Quercus lobata, 744 nucleotides long. RefSeq lists its product as uncharacterized. The record is from RefSeq and is a predicted model, not a curated record. The transcript is spliced from 2 exons. The coding region runs from base 1 to 744 and encodes 247 amino acids. Lineage: Eukaryota; Viridiplantae; Streptophyta; Magnoliopsida; Fagales; Fagaceae.